Diaporthe amygdali is the source of this 1470-nucleotide messenger RNA. Its product is annotated as trophin-1. Lineage: Eukaryota; Fungi; Ascomycota; Sordariomycetes; Diaporthales; Diaporthaceae. The transcript has a single exon. The coding region runs from base 1 to 1470 and encodes 489 amino acids. The record is from RefSeq and is a predicted model, not a curated record.
AUGAUCUUCACAGACUUGUACAAAUCGCCCAAGUCGCCACUAUCCCGGUUACGUCACUCACAUAACACACCACUAGCCGUGCUCUCUUCGGACUACGACCCCGACUUGACCAGCAAGGACAAGAGCAAGCAGAAGGAAGCCGUCAAAAAGCACCUACAGACCAAGGUCCGCAACGACUGGGUCUUCACCUGGCCGCCACCGGCCGAGCACACGGGCUCUUCGCCCCCAGUGCAAGAGCCUGAACCGCUGAAAGUCAAAGAGGACGCGCCGGCGGCUGAAGAACUCGAGGGCUUUCUCGAGGUCGCCUCAGAUGGCCCGGACCCUGACAGUCAGGCAGUCGCCGAGGAGUCUGAUAGUGACUCGGCCGAGGACGCAGACUCAGACACAGAUUCUGUCUACAGCACCGUUAUAGAAGACCCCGUCCACUGGCGGCCGAGGUUGGAAUGGGCGUCGGAGCUGUCUGAAGACGAACUGCCCCACAACUCCCCGUCACCCUUCAAAUUUGAUACCCCAGAUUCAAUUGGCCAAGCCGUUCACGCAUCCAAUAUUGCCGGCAAAACUCGCCGGCGCAGAGAGAUUCGAAAGGAGGCCGCAUGGAAUGAAGGCCUCGCGUGCUUUGAGGCCAGGAGGAAUGCAUGGACCGGUGCAAAGGUGGCUCGAGCCCGCCCCAAGCCGCCCUCUCCAAUAUCGCCCUCCUCGCCUAGGAAAGGCUUUUUCUGGCGGACGCACACCCACUCAUCGUCCAAUGCCGGCCAGACAGCCGCAUCUCCAGCCUCCAUGACGUCGCCGCUAUCGCCAGUCACGACAAACUCGCACCCAGACACCUCUCAAGCACACCCGGUCAGUGGAGAUAGCGGCAACUCAACCCCCAAUGAGAACCUGUCACCAAAGACAUCACGCAGCGACCAGCUUCAGCAGGGGCAAUUGCCGUCCGAACAAUUACCUGUCGAGACACUGCUGCCAAUCGCGCCUCCCCUUCUCCCACCCGCAAAUCCGAUGCGCGCCUCCAUCACCCCGGCGCUGUACGCCUCGAUCUACGAAAAGGUUGUCGUGCACAGUCUCCAGCCCUCCUGUCCCAUCAACCUGAGCGACAUGGUGCGUGCAUGCGUGGCGGGUUGGAAGCGCGACGGUGAGUGGCCGCCCCGGGUCACCGGCCCCGAGCCCGCCGCCUUGGUCGCGGUGAAGAGAAGGAAGUCGGCAACGACCGCAACUGCCGUGCCGCCAAGCCCGGCCGGAUUUGCAGCCAUCAACGGAUCUGCCGGGUCCGGGCGGAAGCUGAGCUUCUCCCUGCUAGGUGGGCAUGGUCAUAGCGGCGAGAAAGGGAGGAGGGAGAGUCUGGCCGAGGAGGGAAGUGGCGGGUCGGCCACAGGCAAGGCCCUCAGGAGGAGCCUUCAGAAAGUAUUGGGAAUUGGGCAUGGACAACAUCCUAAUCAGCCUGUUGAUGGCAGUACCGUUGUCCAGGAGCACUGA